Molecule: messenger RNA, 2779 nt
Organism: Tyto alba (common barn owl)
Lineage: Eukaryota; Metazoa; Chordata; Aves; Strigiformes; Tytonidae
Gene: KATNA1
Product: katanin catalytic subunit A1
Exons: 11
Coding region: 1058-2635 (525 amino acids)
Biological process (GO): microtubule severing
Cellular component (GO): microtubule cytoskeleton
Molecular function (GO): ATP binding; ATP hydrolysis activity; microtubule severing ATPase activity
Source: RefSeq, a predicted model, not a curated record
UUUCUCUACAGCAUUCAGUGUAAAAAAAAAAUUACCUAUGACUUCUCUCUGUAUUUUAAAGUCUAGUUUGCCUUUAGUAACUUGCUAUUACUUGAUUUUUAAAAUGUUUAUUAGCAUCUUGCUCAACUUGUGAUUUCAGUAGUGUUAGUCAUCGGUUUGAAUUCUCAAGACAGGCAAACAGGUGUAUCUGGUAGGAUGAGCAGGAGUGGAAAAGCUUGCUCCUAAAUAUAGCAGGGAAAACCCUGCUAAUAUCUGUGUGAUGAUCCAUACAGCAGUUGACAAACAUCUUCAGGCUCUUUCUCCUAAGGUACAGACCAACAAAACUCACAAGUCAAACUGUGUCUGCAAAGCCUAAUUAGCCUGGGAUAUAGUAGUCUUUAUAGUUGCUGGUCACAUUAACUGUAUCAGUUUGUAGACAUCACAGCCAGCUCAGCCAGUCUCUGGCUAGAGUGAGAUUAUAUAGUGCAGGCUCUUAUGAUAGCAGGUUUCCAGACUCCACCCCACGGGUGCCCUCUGCACGGGUGGGUGUGGGCUGUCAGAGGCCUGUCUUCAGCCCCGUUGCUGCCAGAGUUGUGCUGUUUGGGCUGAAACUUUUCACAGCAGCUAUCUGCUUCAAGGGAAACGGGAGAUGGAGGAAUAAGGAAGCAAGAAGUAGAGGCUCAGGAAUGGAUCAGCUGUGUGUCCGUGCAUAAAGCUACUUGGGAAGGGGAUGGAAAAAGGAGUGGAAGUCUUAAAAUGUUUGAUUUGUACUUAGCAGCCCCUCUUUACAGUGGGGAGCUAAUAUUUUAGCAACAGAUUGUCUGGUGUGUGCAAAGUGUGGCUUUGGAAACAUCUGAUAAUGCAUCUGAAUUUGACUCUGACCUGGUCUUGAAAUGUGUUCAGUCUUAAAUCAGUUUAUUGCGCCUGUGAGUUUAGUACCUCUUACAUUCUUUAAAUAGUUGAUCUGUAUCAAGUAUGCUUCAUCCCAGGGCUUAGCCGUAAUUGCUUGUCUGCAGUUGCAUCUUACUGGUACUGGGUACAGGAACUGAAAUGAGAGCAUGUUUAUUUCCUUGUUGUAAUGUUUUCUGUGCUUGGUUCUAGGAAAUUAGGAGGAGAGUGGGGAAAUUCUCAAUGUGCAAGAGACAGGAAAAGUGGACAGUACAGCUUCAUGUUGAACAUGAGCCUUGUUAUGAUCAGUGAGAAUGUAAAGCUGGCCCGUGAAUAUGCCUUACUGGGAAAUUAUGACUCUGCAAUGGUCUACUAUCAGGGAGUUCUUGACCAAAUGAAUAAGUAUCUCUACUCUGUCAAAGAUACCUAUCUGCAGCAGAAAUGGCAACAGGUUUGGCAGGAGAUAAGUGUGGAAGCUAAGCAUGUGAAAGAUAUAAUGAAAACACUAGAGAGUUUUAAACUAGACAGUACUCCAUUGAAAGCUUCACAACAAGAAUUACCGGCUCAUGAUGCAGAAGUCUGGUCUUUGCCAGUACCUGCUGAACGUAGACCUUCGCCAGGACCCAGAAAACGUCAGUCUGCCCAGUGCAGUGAUUGCAGAGGUCACAAUAAUCGUAUAAGUGCAGCUGUCAGAGGCCCUCACCGUCCAUCCUCUCGAAAUCCCAAUGAUAAAGGGAAGGCAGUCCGCAGCCGGGAAAAAAAGGAUCAGCAAAAUAAAGGAAAAGAGGAAAAGAACAAGUCCACAUCUGAGAUUUCAGAGUCUGAACCAAAGAAGUUUGAUAGUACUGGAUAUGAUAAAGAUUUAGUAGAAGCUUUGGAAAGAGAUAUAAUUUCUCAGAAUCCCAACAUUCGAUGGGAUGACAUUGCUGAUUUAGUAGAAGCCAAAAAGCUGCUUAAGGAAGCUGUAGUUUUACCAAUGUGGAUGCCGGAAUUUUUUAAGGGAAUUAGACGACCAUGGAAGGGUGUGCUGAUGGUUGGUCCUCCUGGUACUGGAAAGACCCUUCUGGCAAAAGCUGUAGCCACUGAAUGCAAGACUACUUUUUUCAAUGUUUCUUCUUCCACGCUUACCUCAAAAUACAGAGGAGAAUCUGAGAAACUUGUUCGUCUACUGUUUGAAAUGGCUCGAUUUUAUGCCCCGACAACUAUAUUUAUUGAUGAGAUAGACUCUAUCUGUAGUCGCAGGGGAACUUCAGAGGAGCAUGAAGCUAGCCGACGUGUGAAGGCAGAACUGCUAGUUCAAAUGGAUGGUGUUGGAGGGGCUACUGAAAAUGAUGAUCCUUCCAAGAUGGUCAUGGUACUAGCUGCUACUAAUUUUCCUUGGGAUAUUGAUGAAGCCUUAAGACGGAGACUAGAAAAGAGAAUUUACAUUCCUUUGCCAUCAGCAAAAGGUAGAGAGGAACUCCUAAGAAUAAAUCUGCGAGAGCUGGAACUGGCUGAUGAUGUUGACCUUGCAAAUAUAGCUGAGAAAAUGGAGGGCUAUUCAGGUGCAGACAUUACCAACGUAUGCAGAGAUGCAUCGUUGAUGGCUAUGAGAAGGCGUAUUGAAGGUUUGACACCAGAAGAAAUAAGAAAUCUUUCCCGAGAUGAAAUGCACAUGCCAACAACUAUGGAAGACUUUGAAAUAGCUUUGAAGAAAGUUUCUAAAUCUGUAUCUGCAGCGGACAUUGAGAAAUAUGAGAAAUGGAUAGUUGAAUUCGGAUCAUGCUGAGCUGUCUUAUUUUGAAGAAGCCACCUUACAUCUUAAAACAGCUUUAGAAGUAAUAAGUAGUGUGUCCGUGCACUGCGUGCUCUUUUUAACUUUUGUAAUUUAAGAGCAACAGAUGUCUAAAUAAAUCCUUUUUUAAAAUGCAAA